Protobothrops mucrosquamatus (brown spotted pit viper) is the source of this 3465-nucleotide messenger RNA. RefSeq names its product mitogen-activated protein kinase 8 interacting protein 2 (gene MAPK8IP2). Gene Ontology annotation, cellular component: cytoplasm. The transcript is spliced from 12 exons. Gene Ontology annotation, biological process: regulation of JNK cascade. Lineage: Eukaryota; Metazoa; Chordata; Lepidosauria; Squamata; Viperidae. The record is from RefSeq and is a predicted model, not a curated record. Bases 1 to 3465 code for a protein of 1154 amino acids. Gene Ontology annotation, molecular function: protein binding.
AUGGCGGAUCGGGCGGAGAUGUUCUCGCUCUCCACCUUCCACUCGCUCUCGCCGCCCAGUUGCAGACCCCCCCAGGACAUCAGCCUGGAAGAAUUUGACGACGAGGACCUGUCCGAGAUCACAGACGACUGCGGCAUCGGCCUGAAUUAUGACUCGGAUCACAACGAGAAGGACUGCCUGGGGCUGGGCAGGGGGGAGCAGCCCCACCCCACCUGCACCUUCCAGGAAGACUUCCAGGAGUUUGAGAUGAUCGAUGACAAUGAAGAGGAGGAAGAGGAAGAGGAGGAGGAAGAGGAGGGGCUGGAAGAGGCACCCCCCUCCCCUUCGGGGUUGCUGAUACCUUCGCCCACCCCCGAGGACACCCAGAAGCUCCGUCCCACCACCCUCAACUUGACCGUCACGAGCACCCAGGAUUCCCUGAACAACAACAGCGGUGGUGGCAACGUGGCUCCCCCCCUGCAGCGGGCCACGUGGCAAGAGACUCUGCUGCACUCUUCCUCUUCUUCUUCCUCCUCCUCCUCCGUCUCCCACGCAGAGCGACCGUCUCCCUUGCACGCUUGUCUCCAGGAUGGACCCUGCAGGGACGUCCAGAGCAGCGAAGGGCCGGCUCUGCCCCAGGCCCCUUGCAAGCCCCCAGUUUUUGAUGCCGAAGGCAAUAGCCAGGGUCUGCAGAGAGGCCUCCCUGGGGGGGAGGAUUAUAACAUGAACGUUGUCUCCAGUGACGCCAACCCGCAACCUCCCUCUGUCUUGACCAGCGCAGCAUCUGGGAAGCCUCCUGAAGCUCGGAGCAGCCCUCCACCCCUGAGUUCGGCCUCCCAGCCCCACAGUUGCAGCCCUCACAGGUCCCCUGCCACAGAGAGCUACUGUGCCCAGUUUCAGAGGGAUGCUGUGGCAUGCCAGGAGAAAGAGGAGAGAGCCGGCUUGGCUGGGAACCCAGCAGGACACAGAUCCCCUGUGGGCGUGCUCCGUGCCCCACUCUCUCAGGAUGAGCCUGCCAAGCGCCCUGGGGACGGUGCGCCCAGAGAGUCCCAUUCCUUAGUAUCCCACGCAAGCCCAGUACGAGAAGUGGCUGCCCCACUGAGCUCUGAGGGAGAGGGCACUUUGGGAGGGCUGCCCUCUGCUUCCUCUGAUACCACGUCUCCCUCCUCGGACCCCGGCAUAGAGGCCGAUCUCACCAGCCGGUCCUCCAAGGCCUUCCACCCGUGCAUCCAGCACAGCGAGGACCUCAGUUCCCCCAGCUCCGACUCUGAUGUGGAAGGGGAAAUCGAGGCAGCCUUUGCAUCCAGUGGGAGCCGCUUGGCCAGCAACAUGAUCUCCAGCAUCUCCGAAACGGAGCUGGACCUGAGCAGCGAGAGCAGCAGCGGCCGUUCCUCCCACCUCACCAAUUCCAUCGAGGAGGCCAGCUCCCCGGGCUCCGAGGCCGACCUGGAGGCUGACCUGGAAGCCCCAGGUGUGAUGGGCCUGAAGGGUGCCCUCCUGCUGGGUGCCAAGAAGGAAGAGGAGGGCACGCAGCUGCCUGCAGAUGAGAGCCUGGCCCCACUCAAAAUAGAGGAGCUCUACGAAGAUCCCUCGGUCCCCGUUGACCAGGCCGAGUUGCCUCCUUCGGGCUGUCUGGAACUGGAGAUCAACCCCGACCACAGUCUGGAGAGCCUGCGACGGUCCUUCUAUCUGCCAGUAGGGCGUCAGCUCCUGCGCGACGGGGCGGAAGAGGAAGGGAACAGCGAGUACGAUUCUGAAUCGGAGUCGGAGUCGGAACCGGAUCUGAGUGAGGAUUCAGACUCCCCCUGGCUGCUUAGCAACCUGGUGAACAAAAUGAUCUCGGAAGGCUCCUAUCCCAUCAAGUGUGCCGAUGAAUGCUUCCAGGCAGCUCACUCCCUCUCCGAUACGAUUUCUCCGGCCUCCGACCUGGAGCCGGAGUUGCCCAGUGAGGCCCUGAAUGACGCCCAGCCCUGCUCCCAGCAGAGCAUCGAGCUGGUGGACAUGGAGACGCUGCGCUGCUCGCUGCAGGGCGCUGAAGAGGCGAAGCCGCUGGAGGCCCAGCCUGCGGUGGGAAAGGGGCCUCAGGCAGGGGACAGGGGGCCCUACUUGCUCAUGAGCAGCUCCACCAACGAUGUCAUCGCACCCGUCUUCCCAGGGCGGCCCUACUCCGUCUGCUGUGUCAACCCUGUGGCCCCCAAAACCUUCCCCCCCAGGGAGCCCCCCGGCAAGGAGGAGGAGGAGGAGGACGAGGACGACUGUGCCAUUGAUGGGGACCUGGACUCAGGCAUCUUGGAGGACAACGACAUGAUCGACGACAUCCGGUUAGAGCCCAAGGAAGGCCUGGAUGUCUCCACCGCCAAGACCAAUCGCUGCUUCAGCUUGUCCUACUCCCCCGAGGAGGACGGUGUGCCCUGCUUGGGCAGCCUGAAAGGGUCCCCUUUUGCCGAGGAGCUCUCCCUCCCGCCACCCACCAUGAUGCUGGACGACUCCCUGGCCUACGACUCGGUCAAGUACACCCUGGUCGUGGACGAGAACACCCAGCUGGAGCUGGUCAGCCUCAAGCGCUGCACUUCGGUGCUGAGCGACGACAGCGAGCUGCUCCGCGCCUGCGACGCCACCGACCCGGAGGACGCUGCGAGCGACUUUGGGGAAGGGCUGGUGGUCCCCGACGGGCGCAGCUCUUCCUCAGAGGACUCCUCCCCGGAGGCCGACCUCCAUUUCUCCAAGAAGUUCCUCAACGUCUUUGUCAACAGCACCUCCCGCUCCUCAAGCACCGAAUCCUUCGGCCUGUUUUCUUGCAUGGUGAAUGGAGAGGAGCGUGAACAGACCCACCGAGCCGUCUUCAGGUUCAUCCCUCGCCACGAAGACGAGCUGGAGCUGGACGUGGACGACCCGAUCCUGGUAGAGCUGGAGGAGGAUGACUACUGGUACCGGGGCUACAACAUGCGCACGGGGGAGCGUGGCAUUUUCCCCGCCUUCUAUGCCCACGAGGUGGUGAGCCAGGCCAGGGACGUGGCAGGCCUGAAGCGGAACCCCUGCUGGGUGGAACACUUCAACGUGCAGUUCCUGGGCUCGGUGGAGGUGCCCUACCACCAGGGCAACGGCAUUUUGUGUGCAGCCAUGCAGAAGAUUGCCACCACGCGGAAGCUGACCGUCCACCUGAGGCCUCCGGCCACCUGUGACCUGGAAAUCAGCCUGCAAGGCAUCAAGCUCAUUCUGACCGUCAACGAAUACAGUCAGGAUGAAGAGCGCUGCAGCCAUUUCUUCCAGAUGAAGAACGUCUCCUUCUGCGGCUGCCACCCUCGCAAUAGCUGCUAUUUUGGGUUCAUCACCAAGCACCCCGUCCUGAGUCGCUUUGCCUGCCACGUCUUCGUUUCGCAGGAGUCCAUGCGGCCCGUGGCCGAGUGUGUCGGCCGCGCCUUUCAGGAAUACUACCAGGAGCAUCUUGAGUUUGCUUGCCCCACAGAAGACAUUUACCUGGAGUAG